This is a messenger RNA of Eleginops maclovinus (Patagonian blennie), 1237 nucleotides long. RefSeq names its product CD209 antigen-like protein E. The transcript has 7 exons. Lineage: Eukaryota; Metazoa; Chordata; Actinopteri; Perciformes; Eleginopidae. The record is from RefSeq and is a predicted model, not a curated record. The coding region runs from base 135 to 965 and encodes 276 amino acids.
CAAGACAGUACAUUACCUGGUCUCAGUAACAUCAGUAGUGUAUAACGUUAUUGGAUAGUACUGCAUGCUGUACUAGGACAUAUUCAGGCAGCAGAAUAAGCAAUCCAAGACGUCUAUAGGACAAUUUUCUCAAGAUGUCACAUACUUAUGAGGUACCUGAUGUAUCAAAGAAGGUGAAAUUCAACAGAAAAUUGCAGGAGGACUACAGACAGUGGGAGGAAAGGGAGGUGGAUAUCUACGAGAUGCCAGACGCAGCUGGAGACGAUCACACUGAUAAUCGGCCACAAGAAGGAGGACCACGCUCUGAGAAGCAGCCUGCAGACGCCCAGAGGAGGAUUUACAGAGCUGCUGCUUUCUGUCUAGGAGUGCUGUGCAUUCUGAUGAUGGUUGGAAUCAUUGCCUCAUCCAUACACUUCACUUCAGAAAAAGGUGAGCUGAAGAUCAGGUAUGACCAUCUGAACAACAACUACAGCCAGCUCCUGGAACAAGUUCUAGUCAGCAACAGUCAGUUACAGGAGGAAGUAAAGCGGCUGAAGGGGAAUAUUGAAGGGAAGCUGUGUCCUCGAGGAUGGAAGAAAUUUGGAUGCAGUUGCUACAUUAGAUCUGAUAAGAAGAAAAUAUGGUCUGAUAGCAGAGCUGACUGUCAGCAGCGAGGAGCAGAUCUGGUGGUCAUUAACAACAAAGAGGAACAGAAGUUUGUCACUGAACUGAAUUCACAUGGAGAGGCCUGGAUUGGUCUACAGGCCAAAAAGGAACAAUAUACACCAACCGGAAUGACGUACGAAUGGGAAUGGGUCGAUGGAUCACCGCUGACAGAAAUAUCUGUUGUACUGACCUACAGAUUCUCGGAAUCAGGAAUGCCACGCCAUGUCUCAAUCCAGAACACUUCAGCAUACUGCAAUCAACAUGGAAACUGGACAAAGAACCAACCAAAUGUUAUUAAGAACUGGAUCUGUGAGAAAUAGAUUUCAUGAAUGAUUUGGUGACGGUGAGGGGUGCUGUGAUCAGCUUUGUGAAAUAACACCAGCUGACGAUAUACAUUGUUUAAAUGUGUUCAUUCUGUUCUGCUUGCAAAGUUACUCGGAAUACAUACAUAUUAUUUCUCUGGCUUCAAUGUGCUGUUAUUCUUUCAGGAGGAUUAUAAUACAAGUAAAUAAAGAGAUGUAAUCACAGUCUUUACUUUACUUUAUAUAGUUCAUUAAUAUGUUUUAUUUAGUAAUAAAAACAUAAUAAUAAA